CUACGUGUUGUUUUCACAUUUGCCCAUUUGCUCGUUUGUCGAUUUAUAGACUGUUGAUCUGAUUUAAAUGCAAUUUAUUGUAUUACGUGUCCUUUGUAGACAGAGAAGUGUCUUGUGAUUAUAUUUAGUGCUAUAAUAUUGUGUGAUCUUUCAUAAUUUAAUUCAGUAUUCUGAAUAAAACUUUCCAAAAUGUCUCGGGCAAGAAGCGAAUUUCGGUUUAUUCUGUACGCGGGCGGUAUAUUUGUUUGCUAUUUUAUUUUUGCAAUGUUACAAGAGAAAAUUACACGUGGAAAGUAUGGUGAUGGGGACAAGUUCACAUGUACUCUAUCUUUGGUGUUAGUUCAGUGUAUUGUGAACUAUGUAUUCGCGCAAAUACUAAUGGUGUCGUGGAAACAUGAAGUUGAUACAACUAAGAAAGUGUACUACUUUUCAUCAGCUCUGACCUACUUGUUGGGUAUGAUCAGCUCUAACAUGGCCCUGCAAUGGAUAAAUUACCCGACACAGGUUGUAGGCAAAGCAGCUAAACCAAUUCCAGUUAUGGUUCUUGGAGUAUUAAUUGGUCACAAAUCAUAUCCUCUCAAGAAAUAUUUAUUUGUGCUCUUGAUUGUUAUCGGAGUAGUACUGUUCAUGUACAAGGAUCAAGUCAAGAAAGGCUCAGAUGAUUCGCAAGGUUUUGGUGUCGGUGAAUUGCUAUUGAUUCUGUCUCUCACAAUGGAUGGUCUUACUGGUGCUGUCCAGGAAAGAAUCAAAAGUGAAUCUUCGCCUACAGCCUACUCCAUGAUGUUAAACACUAAUUGGUGGUCCACCAUUAUCCUGUCCAUCUGUAUCCCGCUGACUGGUGAAAUAUCCAGAUUCACAACCUUUGUAUCAACAUAUCCUGAGGUGCUACUGUACCUUGCUGGUUUGGCGUUUAUGGGAGCUUUAGGACAGCUAUUCAUAUUUUUCAUGGUGUCCGAGUUUGGCCCACUUCCAUGCUCCGUUGUGACAACGACAAGAAAGUUCUUCACCGUUCUAGCAUCUGUUAUUAUAUUUGGUAAUGUGCUCCUGGGGCGUCAAUGGAUUGGAGCUAUCUUCGUGUUUUCAGGAUUAUUCCUGGACAUUUUCUACAGCAAGGGAAGGAGCCCACAGAAGAAAGUAGUAGGAAAAUGAUCGAGAGCUAAAUAUUAUGUAAUAGUAUAAUUGACUAGGAAAGCAUUUUUUAUGUUAAAGUUGUUCCUUCCAUUAGCUAAAUUAUUUCUUGAUUAAUUUUCUAUGCAUAACUUACGCAUGAAUAAUAUAUUUUUUAUACAUAAGUAAUGUACAAAAAUUAUAUUGUAGACUUGUUUUAAUUAUAUUUCUAAGAUGUACGAGUAUACUUACUUUAUUUUUUAAAUUCAGUUAUUUAUAAGAAAGUUAUAAUUUUAUACUUUUAUUCAUUUUUAAUUGUCCAUUUAAGGCCGAUUUAUUGUCUGUGCUAUACGAUAGCGGCUAUUAUAGGACGACUCUUGCGAGAAUAUGAUUUUUAUUAGUGUUUAUUAAUAAUAUUGCAUUUAUUAUUACAUACAGUUCACAAAUAUUUUAAUGUACUGUUACCAAUCAUGACAAACAGUUAAUAUGUCGCGUAUUAAAUGUGAUACAUAAGUGAAAUAAAAUAUUUCAAAGUAA
This is a messenger RNA of Ostrinia nubilalis (European corn borer), 1644 nucleotides long. RefSeq names its product solute carrier family 35 member B1 homolog (gene meigo). Gene Ontology annotation, biological process: UDP-galactose transmembrane transport. The transcript is spliced from 7 exons. Bases 190 to 1149 code for a protein of 319 amino acids. Gene Ontology annotation, molecular function: UDP-glucose transmembrane transporter activity; UDP-galactose transmembrane transporter activity. Lineage: Eukaryota; Metazoa; Arthropoda; Insecta; Lepidoptera; Crambidae. The record is from RefSeq and is a predicted model, not a curated record. Gene Ontology annotation, cellular component: endoplasmic reticulum membrane; Golgi membrane.